Molecule: messenger RNA, 3740 nt
Organism: Medioppia subpectinata
Lineage: Eukaryota; Metazoa; Arthropoda; Arachnida; Sarcoptiformes; Oppiidae
Source: the annotation of a GenBank genome assembly
AUGCGAAGGAGAAGACAACUUUCUGACGAUGAAGAGUACGGCACAAACGAUAAGCACGAGACCAGCGAAAGCUCUUCCGAAGCGGAGUCUUCGGAUGGAAUGGAUCCGUCGGCUCACGACUCGGACUCAGAGUACGCUUCGGAUGAAAAUGUAAAGAAAAAAUCGUCGAAACAAAAGGCGAAGAAAGGAAAGGGAAAAGCAAAGCGAAAACGAGUUAAAAUCAACGACUCUUCGGACGACGACGACUGCCAAGUCUUGUCCGAUGAAAACGAUUCGCCGAAUAAAAGCCGAAAGCAUAUCAAGAAAAUAAUCUCAGAUAAAAAGCUGAAGCAACAAACGAAAGACGCGGCCGAAGCCGAGAGGGAACGCAUGAAACGGAUUAAAGAGAAGCAAUUAGAAUACAACGACUUAAUGAAAGACCGAACUCUUAAGUCCACGGAUGUUAAGGAACUGAUCCUCGAGUUCGACAAAGACACCAAAGAAGUGUUGGUUGAAGUGGACCACACUUUGGUUAAGUUUUUGAAACCUCAUCAAACGGAUGGCAUACAAUUCAUGUACAACUGUCUGAUCGAAACCGUGGAUCAGGUGGAGGGCUCCGAGGGUUCGGGUGCUAUUCUGGCCCACUCUAUGGGUUUAGGCAAGACUUUACAAGUGAUCACAUUCUUAUAUACCAUAAUGACUCACAAAGACAUCAAGAAACACAUCAAACGAUCGCUUGUGAUAUGUCCGGUGAAUACGAUCAAGAACUGGGCCAAUGAGUUCAACAUUUGGCUCAACGACAAUGAUUUGGACGAUCUGUUAGUGUUCGAGAUGUUCGACGCGAAGACACCGUAUCAGAGGGCGGAACUGCUCAACAUAUGGUACAAGAGGGGCGGCGUUAUGAUCAUUGGGCUGACGCUGUACUCGAAUCUAGUGAUGGGAAGGGGCAAAAAGCCCCCGAAAUCAGUGCGCGAUUCGAUCCACAAGACACUCGUAGACCCGGGACCUGAUGUCGUGGUCUGCGAUGAGGGCCAUCUGCUCAAGAAUGAGAAGACAGCUUAUAAUAAAGCCGUCUCUCAAUUGAAGUGUUUGAGACGCGUUGUGUUGACCGGAACUCCGCUGCAAAACAAUUUGAUUGAAUACCACGUUAUGGUGUCUUUCGUGAAGCCCUCCCUUCUCGGCACUAAAAAAGAGUUCAUCAAUCGGUUCGUGAGUCCCAUCACUAAUGGACAACACGAAGACUCCACCGAUUAUGACGUGAAGAUCAUGAAGAAAAGGGUCCAUAUAUUACAUACACUACUCAACGGUUGUGUUCACAGAAAGGAUUAUAACGUUUUGGUGCCGUAUUUGCCGCCAAAACUUGAAUUUGUUUUAAGUGUUUGUUUGACUGAAAAACAAAUUGAAUUGUAUUCCCAAUAUUUGGAGACACAGACAGACAAACAGCGGAUGAGCUUAUUAGCAGAUUAUGGUGUUUUACGCCUCGUGUGGAAUCAUCCCAUACUUCUGUUUGAACAGCACAGACGACGACUCGAGAAACAGGAAGCGAUGGACGAGUUUAUCAACGACGACGAAGAUGUGGACACUCCUGUGAGCGGCGAUUCCGAUAUUGAAUGUCUGGACGGAAAGGCCGGCCCUUCGAACCCACCGAAGCGGCGAAUGCGGACCCGAUUUGGAGACAAAGACGAAUCCGAGGAAGAGGUUAAAGAGGAGUCGAACAGUAGUGACGGCUAUUCCGACGCCUGGUUUGCGAAGAUUCUGAAGAAAGAUGAGUCGAAACGCAUUGAAUUGAGUGGAAAAUUUAUUCUUCUAUUCUCUAUACUCGAAGAAUGCGAGAAAUUAGGCGACAAGAUAUUGCUCUUCUCUCAGAGUUUAGACACUUUAGAUUUAGUCGAAGAGAUGCUUAGAAUUAGGUCCCAAAAGGCCGAAGAAGAGACCGAUAAGAUUCCCGAAAUAGAUUUGGAGACCAACUGCGCGACCGAUGCGACCAAUAUAUGGGUCAAGAAUCGGGACUACUUUAGACUCGACGGGUCGACCGCUUCCGACUACAGGAAAGCGUGGAUUGAUUUGUUCAACGAAGAGAACAACUAUAGGGCGCGACUAUUUCUGCUGUCGACCAAAGCGGGCGGUUUGGGCAUCAAUCUCGUGGGCGCCAACCGGUGCAUCAUAUUCGACGCCUCGUGGAACCCCUCGCAUGACGUUCAGGCGAUAUUCCGUGUCUUCCGCUUCGGGCAGAAGAAACCGGUUUACGUCUACCGUUUCGUCGCUCAGGGGUCGAUGGAAGAGAAGAUCUACGAGAGACAGAUCAUUAAGCAGUCGCUGUCCUGUCGUGUGGUCGACGAGCAGUCCAUUCAGCGCCACUUCAAGGCGUCUGAGAUGUCAGAGCUGUAUGUGUUCGCACCCGACACGUCCAAAGACAGGCCCACACCUAAGGUUCCCAAAGACAGACUUUUGGCCGAACUGUUGAUCAAACACAAGGACUAUAUCGUGAAAUAUCACGAACACGACUCACUUCUGGAGAACAGACCGGAAGAGGAGAUGACUGAGGAGGAGAAGCAGUCGGCUUGGAAUGAAUACGAACAGGAAAAGGAUCAGCUAUUCCUGAGGGAACAACAGGAACGCGACCAACGGCUCCAACGCGAGAACUAUUUGGCGCAAAUGCAACAACAGAAUCAACAACAACAACAGCAGCAGAACCUCUUCCAAUCGCCACUAUAUCAGCAACAAAUGGCUCAACUCUUUCAGACGUACGGACAAAACCAAUUCUCGCAACAGAUCUAUCAGAAUAUAAUGAAACAGCAAGAGUUGGUCCGAAAGCAACAGCAACAGAGAUAUAACGAACAGAGAGCGCAGGAGUUGGCCCGACAGGCGGCCGCGGCUGCCGCUCGACCCGCCGUCCCCGCCGGCGGUCUUCCCGGCUAUGACGUGAUGACUGUCGAGGAUUUGUGUAAAUACCUGAAGACUACAAACCCUACGAUCUCGAGCUCAGAUCUAAUUCAACGAACGUUUAGCGUAAUAGAAAACGGGCUCACAAUGUGUAACAAAGAGCUCACGUCCGUCAAAGAAGCCAUGCGUCAACAACAACAAAAUUCAAUCGAAUUGCGCCCCAAAUACGAGAAAUUAGCGAAAGAAGUCUAUAAUUUAAAUCUACAAAAAACCAGAGCUCAAACAAUCUUCACAGUGGGUCCGACGGGUCGAGCGGCACCGUCUAUACUCAGAAAUAAUCUUCAGAGUCAAUACAUGACAAACACUGUGUUAUUGCCCUCGACUUCUAACACCAAACCCACGAGUGUUCUCAUCGAAGAAGUCGAUUAAAUCGUUAACUAAUUGAGCGCUAAUUUAAAACAAUUCCUAUUAUUAUAUUGUGAUCUCUUUAGUAAUUCAUUCAUUUUCAACAAAUAAUCGUAUGUUUUUGGACAGAGAUGUAGAGCACAUGUUCCGCACUAUUGUUCGCCGAUUUCUAUAUAUUUUGAAUUUUGAUGACAAACUCAUAAAACAUUUAAAUCAUUUAAGGAACGAUAGGUCGGCGCACAUGCUAUCCAUAUUUGAUCCAAAGUUUGUCUCUUAUGUAUUGUCAUUGAUUUGUAUAAAACAAAGCAAAAUAACUUUUUUUAAGAAUUGAGAAUAAUUUUCAUAAAACAAUUUGAAUGUAAAGAAUUCAUGGAUUCAAUCACUUAUUGGUUAGUAUUUAUAUUGGAAGCGCUAGUCUUUAUAUAAAUAAAUUUAAUAUUCUUUUCUCAGAUAAUUAUUGUUUUUUAAGCCGA